Messenger RNA from Funneliformis geosporum, 915 nucleotides. The record is from the annotation of a GenBank genome assembly. NCBI's taxonomy places the organism in Eukaryota, Fungi, Glomeromycota, Glomeromycetes, Glomerales, Glomeraceae.
AUGGUAAUAGAAAAUCAAAUACCAAAAACCGAAAUGGUUUAUGAAUUAAAGGAUAAAUAUGAAGUUCCUUCUUUUGAGGAGUUUAUGAAAACUUAUGAGAAUGAUGGUAAUUUAAAUUUUGAGGAUUUAAGUGAUUGUGAUAUUGGAACACAGAAAGGUUAUGGACCUUGUUAUGUUUGUAGUAAGACAGAACAUCAUCGAGGAGACCCUAGGUCAAUAAAUCGUAGAGCAUACAAUAAAGCUAUGAGUAUGGCACUUGGUAUGGAUGAUUGUAGUCAAGUAGUGACUGAUUUAGCCACAAAUAAUAAAUAUGGAUAUAAAAAACAACAAAUACACGAGACUUUAACUUUAACUGCUCAUGAUAGAAAACUGGCUCAUGAUGUUUUUUUAAUAAAACAAGUUAGAGAUAAUCUUACUAUCAAAAGGACUGAUAUUUAUCGAAAUCAUAAAAAAUUAGAGGAAACACUUUCAACCCAUGCUACUGGGAUUGAUGCUAAUAAUUGCCCUGAAAAAUUAAAACAUUAUUUAUUUGGAGUUAAUGAAAUAUUAGAAGGUCGUGGAGGGAAAAUUUUGAAAGAUGCAGAAAAUAGGGAAAGAGAUGUUGAAAUGGAUUCUCCUGAAUAUUUGGAACAAAUGAGUAGGUUGUUCACUAAUGCUCACUCUUCAAUGCGAAAUGAAAGAGAAGUUGGAAAAAGUUUGGAAGGCAAAACUCAUACACAGAUAAACAUUGAAAGUAAGUUUGGUGGUGGAAAUGCUGAGCAGGGUGAACAAGUUUUUAAUCAGAUUUCCAGUGCGGUUACUAGGAGUCAUAAUUCUUUCCGCUUUUAUCCACAAAAAGAACAACAAUCAGCAAGUAUUCAUCCAACUGACCUUAAUGAAGUAGUUCAAGAAGUCAAAGCUACCCCUCAAAAUUGA